GACCAACGGUUUCGAAUUGACAUCUUCAACAAACACAAUCUCCCCAAAAACACACAUGAAAUUAGCAAAUCAAACUUUUAGUAACUAAGGAACUCUGCUUACAUAUUCAAUUUCUACUUAAACAGGACCAAACAUGCCUACGCAAACACUAUCUCUUAACAAUCUACACCCACCACCUCUUAUCACCAUAUCUAGACUCACCAAAAAUACCACAAUUUUCACCUUCAAAACCCAUCACAAAACAUCAAAAAGAACCAGCUAUAAUUAUAGAAAGCUAUGUGUGUUUGCUGUCAAAGGAGAAGAAGAACAGUCAACCCCUUCAUGGGCCAAACCCGGAUCCGAUGAACCACCUCCAUGGGCUCGAAACGAAGCCCAGAAAAGUGAUUCAGCUAGUGUUGAACUUCCUUUUUUUGUUUACUUGCUUGCUUCUGCCAUCACUGCAAUUGCUGCUAUUGGAUCAGUGUUCGAGUAUGUAAACCAAAAGCCGGUCUUUGGAGUGUUGAAUUCGGAUAGCAUAUUUUAUACACCAGUUCUUGGAUUCUUUGCUAUUACUGGUCUACCAACUGCUGCAUUUCUUUGGUUCAAAUCUGUUCAAGUUGCAAAUAAGGAGGCAGAGGAACAAGACAGGCGAGAUGGUUAUCGUUAAGUCAUUUGUUACAUAUUGUUUCAUGUAAAAUCUGUUUUCAUCAUACAAAAGUUUGCUUAACCAAUUGUUCAUGUUAGUUUCAUUUUAUUCAUAUAUAUAUAUAUUUUUUUGCCA
Molecule: messenger RNA, 760 nt
Organism: Erigeron canadensis
Lineage: Eukaryota; Viridiplantae; Streptophyta; Magnoliopsida; Asterales; Asteraceae
Exons: 3
Coding region: 134-646 (170 amino acids)
Source: RefSeq, a predicted model, not a curated record